Cornus florida is the source of this 5032-nucleotide messenger RNA. RefSeq names its product pentatricopeptide repeat-containing protein At1g71210, mitochondrial-like. NCBI's taxonomy places the organism in Eukaryota, Viridiplantae, Streptophyta, Magnoliopsida, Cornales, Cornaceae. The transcript is spliced from 2 exons. Gene Ontology annotation, molecular function: protein binding. Bases 374 to 3061 code for a protein of 895 amino acids. The record is from RefSeq and is a predicted model, not a curated record.
AGGAUUUGAGUGUGUUAAGAGUUGAGACCCAUUGUAAUUUUGUUUUAAUUAAGUUGGGCUCAGUGGCCCAUUAAUUGGUCAAUCCAAGCCUAUAACAAAUUGUUUGAAUUUUCAAAAAAAAAAAAAAAAAAAAAAAAAAAAAAAAAAAAAAUCGAUCGAAAAUUCAACUCAGCAACACCAACACCACCAGCGAACCCCAAUCGUUACUGAAAAAAGGAGGAGUUAUUCAAGCUUUGCUGUUGGCAAUGCGAGAUGGAUACUUUCAAGUCGUCUGGUCUCGGCGGUCCGUGACCCAAUUUGACACGCAAGUCCUUUAUUGAGCAGGAUUUGCUCGUCAUAUGUGUUUGUGAUGAUUGAUUCAUAGAGAUUGACGAUGCUAACACUCAGAUGUGUAUGUGGGAGGAAACAACCUAGGGCCUUUCUUCCCCAUCUUCCCAUCAUCAUCUCCGUCAACAGCAACUCUACCACCGUGGCCGCCGCGUUUUUCUUCUACAGUUCCACCACCGCCCGCAGCAGCAACGUUGGCUAUUCUCCAUUCUUUCAGUUUGAGCCUCCGUCCACGGCGGCGGCAAUUGGGUCAGAAGAGGACGUGGUCCAUUCCUUCAGAGAAUGGUUCAAGUCUCGAAACAAGCCAUUGCUGGACCGAAUAUUCCAAAUCUUGGGCUCCCAGAACGACCACCAGGAGGAGUUGUCUCGACAGUCCGCUGAUGCAGCCCUCUCGCAGCUCGGCCUUUGUCUCUCCGAAGCCUUGGUGCUGGAGGUCUUGAAUUACGGCAAAGAUCAUGUGCUCUCCUGCUUGAAAUUCUUCGACUGGUCGGGUCGACAACCCGGAUUCUACCACACCCGCUCCACUUUCUACGCCAUCUUCAACAUCCUAUCCAGGGCCAAGCUCAUGCCUCUCAUGCUCGACUUCUUGAAGAAUUACACGAAGCAUAGAUAUGGUCACAGGGUGAGAUUCUAUAACACGCUUGUCAUGGGCUAUGCCAUUGCGGGCAAGCCUGAGGUUGCACUCCAACUGUUCGGCAGAAUGCGUUUUCAGGGUAUCGACUUGGAUGGCUACACUUACCACGUGCUUCUCAAUGCCCUGGUGGAGGAGAAUUGUUUUGAUGUGGUUGAAAUCGUGGCCAAGCAAAUUGCAGUCCGAGGAUUCGAGAAUGAGGUCACACAUUCUAUAUUGGUCAAGAGCUUUUGCAAGCAGAAGCAGCUGGACAAAGCUGAAAUUUUCAUUCGCGAGCUUGUGGGUAGCAACCGGUUAUUGAACGGCCACGUUGUGGGUGUUCUUGUGGAUGGACUCUGUAAGAAUAAUCAGUUUGAGAAGGCGGCAAGGUUGGUGGAGGAGUUUCGGGAGUCGGGUGUAGUCCCAAUGGAGCAUGCGUACAGUGUGUGGAUUAAUGAUCUUGUUCGAGCUGGGAAGCUAGAUGGGGCACUGGAAUUCCUGCGGAGCAAGAAGUCCCUUGAAGGUUAUGUCCCUGAUGUGUUCCGUUAUAAUACUUUGAUUUGCAGACUUUUGAGGGAGAACCGGCUUGAGGAGGUAUGUGAUUUGUUGAUGGAAAUGAAGGAGAAGAAUAAGUAUCCUGAUCAAGUCACCAUGAAUGCUGCUCUAUGCUUCUUUUGCAAGGCAGGGAUGGUGGACGUUGCACUCCAGUUGUACAAUUCGAGGGCGGAGUUCAGCCUCUCUCCAAGUAGCAUGGCUUACAAUUAUCUAAUCAAUACGCUCUCUGGGGAUGGGAGCAUUGAUGAAGCUUAUUGCGUGUUGAAAAAUUCUCUUGACCAAGGUUCCUUCCCUGGUAGAAAAACCUUUUUUAUACUUGCUGAUGCCCUGUGUAGAGAGGGGAAGCUUGAUAAGCUGAAGGAGUUGAUUCUUCUAGCUCUUGAGAGAAACUUUAUGCCGAGUGAUUCAAUUUAUGAUAAGUUCAUAUCGGUUCUUUGUAGAGCCAGGAAAUUGGAACAUGGUUAUUUGUUACAUGGGCAACUCAACAGAUCAGGUAAAGUUUCUAGUAAAUAUACUUACUUUAACUUGAUAAGUGGUUUUAACAAGUCCAAUAGGGGAGAUAUUGCCGCUAGAUUACUCAUAGAAAUGCAAGAAAAAGGUCACAGCCCAACCCGAGAGUUGUUCAGAGCUGUCAUUUGUUGUUUAUGUACUAUGGAGAAUCCAGAGAAGCAAUUUCUUAAAUUGCUGGAGAUGCAGCUAUCUUGUCAUGAGCCCAAUUGUCAGAUUUAUAACUUCUUCAUUGAUGGAGCUGGGCACGCCAGAAAACCUGAGCUAGCUAGAGAAGUAUUUGAGAUGAUGUGGAGAAGUGGUAUCUUGCCCAAUUUGAGUUCUGAUAUACUGAUGUUGCAGAGUUAUCUAAAGAACGAAAGAGUGUUUGAUGCUCUAACUUUUUUUGAUGAUUUGUCCCAGAGAAGAAAACUUGGGAGAAAAUUAUACAAUACCAUGAUUGUUGGUCUUUGCAAAGCCAAGAAACCAGACAUUGCAUUGGGAAUCUUGAUGAAAAUGAAGGAAACCAAAUUAAAACCAAGUCUUGAAUGUUAUGAGGAGCUCAUAAAGUUGCUGUGCUCAUAUCAGAAAUAUGAUUUUGUAGUUGGUCUUAUUGAGGAAUUGAUGGAAGUUGGUCGUCAUGUUUCAUCCUUUAUCGGUAAUGUACUAUUGUUGCACUCUCUGAAGACCAAUCAGCUUUAUGGGGCUUGGGUUCAUUCAAAGGGUUGGCAAAAUGGGACAUCUUUCAGUUCGUUGCUUGGUGAGCUGAUUGGUACAUUUUCUCAUCAUAUUAAAGUGAAUCAAGAUAUUGAGGAAUUGGAAAAAGUGAUUGAACAGUGCUUCCCACUUGACAUAUACACAUACAACUUCUUGUUGAGAAGGUUAAGCAUCAAUAACAUGGACAGCGCUUGUGAGUUAUUCAAUAGGUUAUGUAAAAAAGGAUAUGAGCCCAAUCGGUGGACUUAUGACAUUUUAGUACGUGGUUUCUCCAAUCAUGGUAUGACAACUGAGGCUAAAAGAUGGGCUGAAGAGAUGUCAAAGAGAGGAUUUCAUCCAACUGAGCAUACCAAACUAUUCAUCUGACAGACAAUUGCUUGUUGAAGGAACAGCUGAUAUCUCGUAUUGAUUUUUGAGAAGACAAGUUGAAACAAACAUGUAUAGCAAAGUUAAGUGAGAAUUUAAAGUAUGGUAUAGUAUCGUUUUUCCUUUCCAUUUGCAAUAUCUUCAGUUCCUUGACUUCUCCUAAAGUAGUUGAAAUAUGAGGUUUUGUAAGUGUGGGUACUGAACCCCAUGUCAUCACGUUGUUCAUAUAGCAAGUCUGUGGCACUAACCAUAAUUUUUGUCAUCAAAACUACGCUCUGUUAGACAUCUAUCCAUUAUUACCUUAUGACAACUAUGAGAACAAAAGAUCUUUUCUUUUUUUUUUCUUUUUUUUUCCUCCUUAUUUUAGUUAGUCUUUUUAUGCGCUGGUGUAGGUAGGGGCCAUUGCCUUGGGAAGUGGUGAAAGCUCAGGCUUUCACAGGUAGAACGUGGGUUCCAAUAUUGAGAGCAAUAAUUUUGUGUAAAUAUUGCCAAAUGUUAAGUCUGUUUUCAGUCCAACCCUCUUAGCUCAUAAACAUAAAUUGUAUAUGACUUCAAAAGAAAAUCUAAAGAGCAGAAAAAAGUGCACUGAUACAACAGAUCUCUAAAAUAUAUGACAAGGGAUAAAGAGGACCAUUAUCCAAUUUUAGUCUGUCCAGUGCAGUGUUCUGGGAGGAAUAAAAUGAGUAUACUAGUUUGAAUAUAAGCUUUAGUAUUAUUUGCAUGCCGAGACUCAACUAUUUUUUGACUGUGCUAUUACAUGGAUUCGAAUGCGUGUACCGGGUGCAACUGUGUCUCCAUAUGUCAGAUUUGCUGAAUUCCAAAUCUUCGUAUACUGGCUUGUAAUUUGUCCAAAACUUGGGUACAGGCAGAUUGACAUAUCUAGCUCAUUUAGCAUUUUAUAUAAAAGUUUUAUAAUACUGUUGUUCUUUAAAAAUAUAUUAACUGAUAAUUUAAAUUAAAUAUGUUGCGAUGAAGAAACCGGGAUUUUAUCUAUCAAACAAAUAUGCAACCCCUCUUUGCUUUCAAAAUAAGUUUGUUUCUUCGUCCAUCAUCACAUAUAAAGUAAAUGUUCUGACACACAUUCUAUACGCAUACUCAUGUCAUGUGAUGUGUUGACAUAGGUAUGUUAAGGGGAAUAGGGGAGUCCAUGUAACACAGGUUAUGUGAACUCAAAUAAGUGCACCACGUUUGGAUUUGUGUAGUAUCAAAUUCCAACCCCUAGGUCACUAGGAACACUGCUAAAUAUUCAUAUUUUUUUAUAUUGUUCUUUUUAUUUUGGGGUUAAGUGGUGUUUUAUCACUCAUUUUGAAGUAAUAAUUUAACAAAAGAAAUAUAUUAGAAGUGUUUUAUAUUAUGUACAUUAUAUAAUAAACUUAAAUAAUUUGGAUAUGCUUACCAAGGCUCAUGUGCACCCCGGCAUGUCUAGAACAUUUCUCAUAUCUUUGCCUAGGUGUAAAUUGUUUGACAUGGAUAUUUGACACAUUUAAAAGUAACUUUGAUUAUGGUGAUAUUAGAUGUGCUUGCUGAUUGCAUGUCCAAUGAGACAUGUCAAACACUUCAAAUAUCCAUAUCCUUUUGUCAUCUGUAGAAUACAAUAUUUCACACAUUUAGAAGAAUCCAUGUAACAUAAAUUAUAGUGGAUAGAAUUCACUCCACAUAUAAACCUUUUGUUGGAUUGUUUCCACCUUAGGAACUCCACGUCCUCAAUGAUGAUCUUUAUAUAACAACCUUUAUUGUUUGUUUUGGCAAGAUUGAAAGUUGAAGAUACUUUUCUGUACUCCCUAGUUUCAUUUGAACCCAUUGUAGCGAUAUCAACAUGGAGGGUUUGGGGUUCCUACCCGACCAACAAAAAAAUUAAUUUUCAAACCCUUCUUGCUUCACCCUACAUUAGAGUCAGGGCGGGUUCAAGUUGCCCAACAAGCAUACUUUUUAUUUUAAAAAAAUAAAAAAUCAAUUUGAAUAAAUUUAUAA